Messenger RNA from Cuculus canorus (common cuckoo), 3500 nucleotides. RefSeq names its product transmembrane protein 123 (gene TMEM123). Gene Ontology annotation, cellular component: cytoplasmic vesicle. Bases 93 to 659 code for a protein of 188 amino acids. The transcript has 6 exons. The record is from RefSeq and is a predicted model, not a curated record. Lineage: Eukaryota; Metazoa; Chordata; Aves; Cuculiformes; Cuculidae.
GGGCGGGACCAGCGGGGCCUCCUCCCCCUGCAGGACUCGCCUCGUCGUGUCCCGUUCCGGCUGCGGCGGCUCCGGCAGCUCCAGGACGAGCCAUGAGGCUCCUGCCGGGCGCUUGGUGUGUGGCGGCGCUGCUCAUGCUCGCCCCGGGCUCCCGAAAUGAAGAAAUAAACAGCUCCAGCAGUACUGCAUCCUUUGCUACAACUCCAGUCCCUAAGUUGCAAGGCAAUAGCAGCUCAUCCAAUCUUACUGUUUCAUCAUCCACACAAUCUACAACAACGUCUACAGCAGGUGUGUCUACCAAUACUACUCAUCUAGCCAGUACCGGUCAGCCCACCAACACCACUGUGCCUGUCACCCCAACAACUCAGCCCACAGAAACCAACCAGACGACAAGAUCCACCACAGCUUCAUCAGUCACAUCAUCACAAUUCAAUAUUACGGUGGUGACCACUUCCAAGAUUUCUUUCACUUCUGUAACAGCCACAUCAAAAUCUGAGGCUGUCACUGCCAAAACCUCCAGAUUUGAUUUGGGCAGUUUUGUAGGUGGCAUUGUGCUGACGCUUGGAGUCCUAGUUAUUCUCUACAUCGGAUGCAAAACUUAUCACUCUAGAAGAGGCAUUCAGUACAGAACCAUUGAUGAACAUGAUGCCAUCAUUUAAAGAGACUUCAAUGAAGACAGUUUUGAAAACCAUCCUAUCACAGCUGUUGUAACUUAAUUCUGAGUUCCUUUUAUACAGGUGAUCACAGUCUCUAAACCGUUCUUGGGUGUGAUCCUGCAAAAUGUUUGGAAGCUCUUUUAACAUCCUGAUUUUUUUUGCAUUGGCAUUCAGAAGAAGAAUAGGAACUCAGCACUUUGUAGAGACAGUAUUUUCCUUUUCCAGUAUUUGUAAACAGAUUUAAAGAAACACACACAUUGAAUCAUUUUAAGGCACACACACAAGUUUCUGAAUUAGCAAAUUACUAGCACAGUGGAUUGCAUCAUUGCAGUUUUAAGUAACUUCAAUUAUUUCUCAAAUAUUGUGUAAAUCCUGUAUGUUCCAUAAUGGAUACAGUAGCUUAAAUAGGUUACCUUUGACACCAUAGUUUUUUGCAAGUCAAAUUUUAUUUUUCCGAAUAUUUCACAUUAAAUUGUAUUUAUUUUGAAGUUUGAUGUGAACUUUAGUUUAGAAAUUUUUUAUUUUGAAGAAUUCGAUUAGUUAAUUCUUAUUAGGCUGUAAAGGGGCAUGGUUUGCUAACUGUAUAGAAGGUGAUAAUGACUACUUCAAACUUCAGUCAUUAGCUCACCAGGAACCUGCAGAGACUUUCCUGAACGGGCUAUACAAUGAGACUGGCUGCAUGAAGCAUGGACAGACUGGAGAUAUCCAUCCACAAACCUUUUCUCUAAUUGGAUCCUUAUAAGAAAACAGACUGUGUGACCCGUACCUUCCUUUUCCCAGCAUGUCCUAAUGAAGUAUGUGCAAUUGAAGAUAAAAGUGGAAAAAAAAUAUGAAAAUUGCUUCUCAAAAUUGGCUUUUAGGCUGAAUGUAGCAAUGACUCUUAGUUUUUAUUGUUAUGAAACUGUAUGCAAUGUUUUAGCAGCAUUUGGUAAGCAUUGGAAGUUACACAGGGAAGUGGAAAAUCUGUAAGAUGGCUUUCUAGAAGAAUAUAUUCUGCAUUUUGGCAAUUAUUUUCAGAACUUGGUACAGCUGCACAUGUGCACAGAGAUCAAAAGCCCACUGAAGGCAAUGGGCCAUGUCCCAAAAGGCCUUUAGAUGAAGACCCAAAUAAACUGAGUGUCCUGUGCAAGGUAGCUGAUGCCACUUCUGUAUCACUUGUGCAUUUAUACUGACGUAAACCUGCUGACUUCAGUAGCUGGGCUCCUGAUUUACACUGGAGUAUGAAAUGCUAGAGUAAGGAGCAAGAAACAUGAGUCUGCAUCUCCUUAUGUCCUGCUCAGGCCCCACUUGUAGACCUCUCCAAGGUGAAGAGGGUUGGUGUGGUGGGACUUGACCCUCCUAGUUACUCUUGGCAUGAGAACAUCAUGCAUGGCACAGAGGGAACAUGGUGGCAGCUGAGUACGGUCACAGGAGGAACUUAAUGUAGGUCUGUCUAGGGGCUGGGGUACAGCGCAUCAGGGGAAAUAAGACUACAGCUCUGGCACGGGUUCAUCUUUUUUAUUGAUCAAAUGUUUUAUUUUGACAUUCAGUGUCAACAAUAAACAGGCUGUAUAGAUGGUGUUUUUCCUUUUCAUAUGGAGUCAUGUGAAAACCCUUGUUGCUGAGGCACAGCUGACUCCAGCAAAUGAGGGUUAAUGAGUAGUCUUAGUAGCACCAGCCACACAUAAAACGGGUAGCAGGGCUUUUUUUCACUGCGAUUGAGGUACAGGAAGAAAAGUGACUUAAAGUAACUUUUGUGGUUUUUCUUCAUUGCAUUGUUUGGUGGAAAACUUUGGGUUUUGACUUGAAGAGUCUGGAAACAAUCGUUCCAUUGAAUUGCAGUUCUUUACUUUGUAGAAAUUAAGACAAUUAAGUCGGUUAUUGGGAUUUUCUUACCUCUGUUGUACAGAUAAAUAAGUAUAAUUCAAUCUUGAGAGUUACUGUGUAGAUUACAAUUGGAUUUUUAUUUUAUUUGGCAGUUUUAUAAGUCUCUCAACUCUUUCCACAGUCACAACCACCAAAUAAGAAGUGUUCACUGUCUAUACUUUUCAAUGGUAGAAUACUGGACCUGGGGCAUUUUUGCCCCACUCAAUCAUUUGUAAUGUAUUUUGUAAUCUUAUUACUACAAUAAAGCAAAAUUAUUUGCUUAAGUUUCCAGAGGUGUCAGUAUAAAUAUAAAACCUGACCUCCUUUUGGGUGUUUGGAUACAAGAAAAAGUUAAGUGCAAUUCCUAAAUCUUACCUUUAACUUUACAUUUCCUUUCCAAUGAUAAGUGAAAACCCAUCUUGAAGUUACACACAUAAAGUGGAAUGAACAGGACAGCUUUUCAGCAUACCACCACUAAGUACAUCUUUAGGCCUUAGUCGUUGAGGUCACAUUAUAGCAUUGGAACAUACAGUGGACCUGACCACUUCAGGGCUGACCAAACAUUACAGCGCAUUACUAAGGGCAUUGUCCAAACGCCUCUUAAACACUGAUAGGCUCGAGGCAUCGACCACCUCUCCAGGAAACCUUUUCCAGUGUUUGACCACCUUCUCUGUAAAGAAAUGUUUCCUAAAUAUAAUCCUUUCCUCAUGGAAGUCUCUUCCAAGUCGUUUCUCUGCUGAUUAGUUUUUCUAAAUUAAACCAUAAGUUUACAAUCUGUUUAUCAGGAGGUGUUUCUGCCCCUCUGUUCCUCUCUUGUGAGACCUCAUCUGGAGUAUUGUGUCCAGAACAGAAGGCCCUGAGGAGACCUUAUAGCGACCUUCCAGUAUCUGAAGGGGACCUACAAGAAAGCUGGGGAGGGACUGUUCACUAAGUUUUGUAGUGACAAGAGUAGGGGGGAUGGGUAUAAACUGGAGAGGGCAGAUGUAGGCUAGACAUAAG